Messenger RNA from Otolemur garnettii (small-eared galago), 1266 nucleotides. RefSeq names its product RNA binding fox-1 homolog 3 (gene RBFOX3). Gene Ontology annotation, biological process: nervous system development; regulation of alternative mRNA splicing, via spliceosome. Bases 26 to 964 code for a protein of 312 amino acids. Gene Ontology annotation, cellular component: nucleus; cytoplasm. Lineage: Eukaryota; Metazoa; Chordata; Mammalia; Primates; Galagidae. The transcript has 11 exons. Gene Ontology annotation, molecular function: mRNA binding. The record is from RefSeq and is a predicted model, not a curated record.
GGACGCCACGGCUCCGCCUGAAGCGAUGGCCCAGCCCUACCCCCCUGCCCAGUACGCCCCUCCGCCACAGAACGGCAUCCCCACCGAGUAUGCCCCGCCCCCACCGCACCCCACGCAGGACUACCCGGGCCAGACCCCGGUGCCCCCGGAGCACGGCAUGACCCUGUACACACCAGCCCAGACCCACCCCGAGCAGCCAGGCACUGAGGCCAGCACGCAGCCCAUCACUGGGACCCAGACAGUGCCGCAGGCAGACGAGGCGGCACAGACGGACAGCCAGCCACUGCACUCCUCCGACCCCACAGAGAAGCAGCAGCCCAAGCGGCUGCACGUCUCCAACAUCCCCUUCCGGUUCAGGGACCCCGACCUACGGCAAAUGUUCGGGCAAUUCGGAAAAAUUUUAGACGUGGAGAUCAUUUUUAACGAGCGGGGCUCCAAGGGUUUUGGGUUUGUAACUUUUGAAACUAGCUCAGAUGCUGACCGAGCCCGGGAGAAGCUGAAUGGGACGAUCGUGGAGGGACGGAAAAUUGAGGUCAACAAUGCCACAGCCCGAGUCAUGACCAAUAAGAAGACGGGGAACCCCUACACCAAUGGCUGGAAGCUAAACCCCGUUGUUGGCGCAGUCUAUGGGCCCGAAUUCUAUGCAGUGACCGGGUUUCCCUACCCUACCACCGGCACAGCCGUUGCCUACCGGGGCGCGCACCUGCGGGGCCGGGGCCGGGCCGUGUAUAAUACGUUUCGGGCUGCGCCGCCCCCGCCCCCCAUCCCGACUUACGGAGCGGUCGUGUAUCAGGAUGGAUUUUAUGGUGCUGAGAUUUAUGGAGGCUAUGCAGCCUACAGAUACGCUCAGCCAGCAGCAGCAGCAGCAGCCUACAGCGACAGUUAUGGUAGAGUCUAUGCAGCUGCCGACCCCUACCACCACACCAUCGGCCCCACGGCGACCUACAGCAUUGGAACCAUGUGAAACCUUCCACCGUUUCCUUCUCGGACCAUGAAGGGCAAAAACAAAAAAACAAAAAAAAUCACAAAACAAAAAACAAAACAAAAAAAGAUGUUAAGAUCCAAGCAACAAAAAACCAACCAAACCAAGAGGCAUCCAACCAAGCCCGAGUCCGCAACCUGGCCGCACACCCGCACCGAGGGAGCACGCCGGCGGGGGCGCCGUGGAGCGCGGCCCAGGGACAGGACAGCCCCCACCGCAUCCUGCGUCCCUCAUCCCUGCCCGGCUGGCAGUACAGUGGGGAGUUGGAGGGGACGACAGGGCCU